UGGCAGCUCCCCCUUCCAUUGGUAUUAACAUCUGCAUCUCCCACUUUUAUCAUCAUUUCAGCAAGGGAGAAUAGGAACCACCACUUUUACAGUAAGCUCUCUCAGUCUCAGAUGGUGAGUUCUGGAUCCCUCCUCGCCACCACCAUCUCGCCUCUGUUCUGGGCACCUCCACCCAGGCUUCAAACCAUUCAUUCACGUCCAGCCGCAUUUCCAAUUCAAUGUUCAUCUUCUAGUUCAGACCUCCACUUGACUGCAGAGAAACUUGAGAAUGACGCACUGGUGACUGGUGGGGCUUUUGAUUUUGAGAAAGCAACAAUUUCUCUUACUCAAAAGUGGAUGUCUUCACCGAAGAAGGUGACUCUUGUAAGGCAUGGGCUUAGCUCUUGGAAUAAAGAAAGUAGAGUUCAGGGAAGUUCGGACCUCUCGAUUUUAACAGAAACUGGAGUUCAGCAAGCAGAGAGGUGCAGGAAGGCCUUAGUAAAUAUAAACUUUGACCAAUGUUUCUCUAGUCCUAUAUGUCGUGCUAAGUCCACUGCUGAAGUUGUAUGGCAAGGGAGGGAAGAGCCUCUGGUAUUUCUUGACUCAUUGAAGGAGGCCCAUCUGUUUUUUCUUGAAGGCAUGAGAAAUGUAAUACAUGCACUGAACCAACUCACUCAGUAUUUGGAGGCAGUGGAUGCUAGGAAAAGGUAUCCGAAGGAAUUUAUGACGUGGAGAGAAGAUCCAUCUAAUUUUUGUGUGAAUGGUGUUUACCCUAUUCAAGAGCUAUGGGGGAGAGCGAAUGAGGCUUGGAAGGAAAUCUUGUUUACACCGGGAGAGAAUUUUUUGGUUGUAACUCAUAAAUCAAUGUUGAGGGCACUGAUCUGCACGGCUCUUGGGCUCGGUCCGGAGAGAUUCCGAGCUAUAGACAUCAAUAAUGGUGGAAUAACUGUGUUUAACUUCAACAAGCGAGGAGAGGUGAUGCUGCAGUCUUUGAAUAUGACAGCCCACAUGUACAGUGAUUACGUGUACCUUUACUGAAACAUCUUGAAAAUCAGCGCAUUAGCUGAUGAAGAAGCCAGCUUUGCCAUGGAAGCCACAAAUGCUUGAAGUGAAAACGGAAGAGAUGAUUAGUGGCAUGAAGAGGUCAUUAGCUCGACCAGGUUUGUCUCAUCCUGUGUCUGGAACUAGGAUUUGUCGAAGAAAAAGAAAAAGGAAAAUAAACCAUCGAAGUGCAUGUUCAUAAAUUGUCAUUAUUUCUUUUACCUUUCUGUUCUAAAAUAGUCGGUCUAAAUAUAGCCUUAGCAGAGUUCAAAUUGUGGAGAGCAUGGAUGUUUCAGAGAAAGGAAGAAAAAGAAAGAUCUAACACUUUGUAAACAUGAAUCUUAACGACUAUGGUUGACUUGUUACAA
Molecule: messenger RNA, 1388 nt
Organism: Diospyros lotus (date-plum)
Lineage: Eukaryota; Viridiplantae; Streptophyta; Magnoliopsida; Ericales; Ebenaceae
Product: probable 2-carboxy-D-arabinitol-1-phosphatase
Exons: 7
Coding region: 112-1017 (301 amino acids)
Molecular function (GO): phosphatase activity
Source: RefSeq, a predicted model, not a curated record